This is a messenger RNA of Opisthorchis viverrini, 669 nucleotides long. RefSeq lists its product as hypothetical. The record is from RefSeq and is a predicted model, not a curated record. Bases 1 to 669 code for a protein of 222 amino acids. The transcript has 5 exons. NCBI's taxonomy places the organism in Eukaryota, Metazoa, Platyhelminthes, Trematoda, Opisthorchiida, Opisthorchiidae.
AUGCAGUCCAUCGAGCGUGUAAGACAGAACCCAGAAAUAUCAAACAAGAUUCCGACUGCAAAUCGUAUAGUUGUAGAACCGUUUCAGUGCAUAGCUGACAGCCAACCAGAAGGAAGCACGACGGCUGAGAUACUGCCAGGUUGCCCAAAACUAGACAGGAGCAGACGAGAUACCGGGGUUGGGUUCGAACCACAUACCUUCCUGCCAACGGUCGAGAAUGGGCUUUACGGACCGCACUUUCAAACCCCGUCAGCUGUUAUGGAGGCCGCAUGUGCACCUCUUCGCACCGGAUUAUGUUCGGGACCGGCUGGGAUAGCCCUUCGAGAUUUAAGUAGUGCCACCGUUCGGUCUGAUAUCCAGUGCUUGAGUGCACCUGGUUGGGUCGUGCCACAGGCAAAAUUCCCGCCCAAUACUAUUAUUAUUAUUAUUAUAAUAUUAGGUGAGACUGAGUGUCUGUGCAUGCCGGGAAGCUUGGUGGACCCGAAAGGCCGAGGAAAUGGAAGAUGCAAAACGUCCGCAAAUGCAAACGUCCGUUCAAGUGGUCCUCAGAAGCCCCUUUUAAAUUACUGGGGAUCGAAGUGGCUCCCUGAUAUCCAGCGAAGCAGAACGUUUGAACCGGUGGGCACAUUUAAUCAAACAGCAAUUCAGUUGGCCAACUGCUAUCUCUAA